ACCAGGUAUAAAUAUAGACCCUCAGUUCGAAGAAAUGAUUAUCUCACAUUUUUAUUUAUGCGUACUUAUCUUCUUAAUUCUUACGAUAGUUUCAAACAUUCUUCUUCUCUUUAAUAAUAAUAAAAUUAAAAAAAAAACUUUUUAAUUUCAUUUUUCAAAUGUCAUUUGAAGUUUCAGAUGAGGUAUUGGGGAUAUUUAUCCCAAUACUCGUAUACUGGAUUUACGCUGGGGUUCUUCAUUUUGUGGAAUCCAGAUUUCCAGAAUUUAAAAUCCAAGCAGUGAAAGAGUCAGAGGACAAAAACCUCGUCUCCCAACCAACUGUGAUUGUCGGCGUUCUGCUCCAGCAGUUUGGGCAGGCUACAAUAGCGGCGCUAAUGUUCUGGUUGACCGGCCAGACCACUAAAGGCCAUGCAGCUGCAACCCUCAUGACGAUGUUACGCGGAGGGGUCCAAUUUUUCUUUGCAAUGCUUGUCUUGGACACGUGGCAGUACUUCAUGCAUCGAUGCAUGCAUGAAAACAAGGUGCUUUACAAGUACAUACAUUCUCGCCACCAUAGGCUGGUGGCGCCGUAUGCAUACGGAGCACUAUACAACCACCCUAUCGAGGGGCUGCUAGUGGACACCAUGAGUGGUGCCGUUAGCUUUUUGGCGUCCGGCAUGUCUCCGAGGAUGUCAAUCUUUUUCUUCUCGUUGGCCACCGUCAAGGCAGUGGACGACCACUGUGGAAUGUGGAUUCCGUGGCAUCCUUUCCACUUGGUGUUCAGAAACAACAGCCACUACCACACCAUCCACCAUUCCCUGUACGGGACCAAACACAACUACUCCCAGCCAUUCUUCGUGUUCUGGGAUAGAAUAUUUGGCACCUACUACGUGCCGCGUGGUGAUGAGGAGGAGGAGAAGAGCAUAUAAGUAUUAUCAUGUUAUUUAAUUAUAUAUGUUGAAUAAAUUAUGUUAAAAUCUAUAGCUAUUUCGAUCCUCACAAAGCAGGGAGCCUUAUUGAUUUAGAAUCGUUUUUCAAAAAUUUGUAGUUAAUUAUGAGACUAAUGAAAUACGUUACAUUGUCAAUAAUACUUCUGUGUCGCAUAACAGAAGAAACAGAGGCAACAUGCGUCAAUCUUUUCGUAUGCCUAUGCAUAUUAAAAGAUGACAAGGAUAUUAACCAAAACCAAAAUUUAAAUGGAGUCUCCUAUGUGUAGUUUACUUGUCUGGCGGAAAUGGUUGAAUGUUGGCUUGGUGCUGCAUCUCUCUUAUUUGAUAUCUGUUUUCGUUAGGUUGUGAUACAACGGAAGUUAUAGGAUAAAAUGGAUCACAAAUGGCUACCGUUGAAUAAAUUUCUGGAAUGAAUUGAUAAAAGUUCUCAAAAUUUGACUAAUAAUAUGACAAGAUUACCAACCAAAGGCAAGAUGACCUUUUUAUAAUGUAAUUUAACUCUUGAAGAGGUAGGAAUCCAAAUACGAAAGGAAUUAAACGAAUAACAAAAUAUAAAAAUCUUACAAUAUGAAAACCUGGAAUUAAACAUAUUAAACAACAUAGUUCGUCCAAAAUACGACUAUGCUUGUUACAAACAAGAAGUCUUUUAAAUCUUGUCGUUUUAUUCGAAUACAUAUAUUAAGGGUCCAAAAUUGACACGCCACACGAAAGUGGCAUUAAUCCGAACAACCUGGAAAGUCUUAAACAUCCACUUUCAGGAAAUAGCAGCAUCAAAUAAUCUGCAUCUAAAAUAACACUAAUUCCGUCAUCCGUAGAGUUGCUAUGGGAAUGCACGGUGAGUAACGAUACUUAAUAUGUGUGAUUGCCAAUCACAUUUGUUUUGAGUAACGAUGCUUGAAAAUUUGUUUGUCAUGUAACAUUUCUCCCAUGUAGGCAACACUUGGCCAACGGUCUGAACUCCCUUACAGAUCGAGAUUGGUUUUUUGCUCCGGUAGUAAGGAGCGGGUUCGUGUACUGAUUAAGGCCUCUGUGGUGUGUUAAAAGAUUCAUUUUGGUCGUGUACUUUGUGUUUGUUGGUGACAGACCUCGUGGAGCUUGUACGGCUUGGUUUCUUCACGGUUUGGGGGAAUUAUGGACAAACUUGAUUCCGGUGAAACUGUGGAUAAAUUUAUGAGGUUCUUAUUUCGGGUACCAAAAGGACUUCCUAGGUGUGGUUGCAACCGUCCUUGUUGGGUUUCCAGUGCUAUUUGUUUUCCUCUUUGCCUUAUGAAUCAAAAUCUUGAACGACCAAAAAGAGAUGAAACUAACAUCAUACAUGUGUAUUUUUUCGAUAUGAUAUGAAAAUUCCAAUUUUCUACUUUCGUCCUCCGAACAGAAAUAUAUUUACUAUCUGCAGAUAGCACAAUUUUCAGUACUUGUAACCACAAUAUGCUCCUGCCUUCAAGAAUCUUUCGGACCACUAGUUUGGGAAGGGCCAGCUCUCUCCAACAUGACAUCGUAAAGUUGCUUCCCAUU
Molecule: messenger RNA, 2444 nt
Organism: Pyrus x bretschneideri (Chinese white pear)
Lineage: Eukaryota; Viridiplantae; Streptophyta; Magnoliopsida; Rosales; Rosaceae
Product: sphinganine C4-monooxygenase 1-like
Exons: 1
Coding region: 159-908 (249 amino acids)
Biological process (GO): lipid biosynthetic process
Molecular function (GO): oxidoreductase activity; iron ion binding
Source: RefSeq, a predicted model, not a curated record